This is a messenger RNA of Abrus precatorius (Indian licorice), 4702 nucleotides long. Its product is annotated as topless-related protein 3-like. Gene Ontology annotation, biological process: regulation of DNA-templated transcription. Gene Ontology annotation, molecular function: protein binding. The transcript is spliced from 25 exons. The record is from RefSeq and is a predicted model, not a curated record. The coding region runs from base 329 to 3748 and encodes 1139 amino acids. NCBI's taxonomy places the organism in Eukaryota, Viridiplantae, Streptophyta, Magnoliopsida, Fabales, Fabaceae.
CAUCGAAGAUAGCGAGACCAAGUCUCUCUUCUCUCUCUCCUCCUCUUAUCCGCAGCCUUUCAAACCCUAGAAAUUCUCGAACUCCGUGCCUCUUACAUGUAAUCCUCAAGGGGCGCUAAAUUUUGAGGAUUUUGAGGUUGUGUGAGUUCGAUUUGGAGUUGAGGUGGAGGGAGGGAGUUGGUGUGGUUCAUCUUUGAUUUGUCUGUAGUCGGUGGAAUUGGAGUUCUGUGCCGUUUUUGUGUUGUUUUAGCCUUGAGGUGGGUGGUGUUCGAAGAUCGGGGUUUAAAGAUCGAAAUUAACGGUGCGGUUGCAGAUUUGAGCGCUCGACAUGUCUUCUUUGAGCAGAGAAUUGGUUUUUCUCAUACUCCAAUUUCUGGAGGAGGAGAAAUUCAAGGAGUCGGUGCACAGGCUUGAGAAAGAAUCUGGGUUCUUUUUCAACAUGAAGUACUUUGAGGAAAAAGUGCAGGCUGGCGAGUGGGAAGAAGUUGAGAAGUACUUGUCAGGUUUUACCAAAGUUGAUGAUAAUAGAUACUCAAUGAAAAUAUUCUUUGAAAUCAGGAAGCAGAAAUAUCUGGAAGCACUUGAUCGGCAAGACAAGGCGAAGGCUGUUGAGAUAUUAGUGGGUGACUUAAAGGUGUUCUCCACCUUCAAUGAGGAGCUAUACAAAGAGAUAACCCAGUUGUUAACUCUUAAUAAUUUCAGGGAGAAUGAACAGCUGUCGAAGUAUGGUGACACCAAAACUGCUAGAAGCAUUAUGUUGAUAGAGCUAAAAAAGCUCAUAGAGGCAAAUCCUCUUUUUCGUGAUAAGCUUCUCUUCCCUACCCUCAAGUCAUCAAGACUGCGAACUUUAAUCAAUCAAAGUGAAUUUAUCUAUGCCCAAUGCAGUCUAAACUGGCAGCACCAGCUCUGCAAAAACCCAAGGACAAACCCAGAUAUAAAGACUUUAUUCACAGAUCACACAUGUGCACCUCCUAAUGGUCCUCUGGCUCCUACACCUGUCAAUCUUCCAAUUGCUGCAGUUGCAAAGCCCACUGCUUAUACUUCACUUGGAGCUCAUGGUCCCUUCCCACCUGCUGCCGCAACUGCUAAUGCUAAUGCUUUGGCUGGUUGGAUGGCCAAUGCCUCAGCUUCAUCAUCUGUCCAAGCAGCGGUUGUGACAGCAUCAACUAUACCAGUUCCACAGAAUCAAGUGUCUAUCCUGAAACGUCCUAGAACCCCUCCUGCAGCUCCUGGGAUGGUUGAUUAUCAGAAUGCUGAUCAUGAACAGCUAAUGAAAAGACUUCGUCCUGGCCAUUCGGUAGAGGAGGUUUCGUAUCCCUUGGCUCGACAAGCCUCUUUGUCACUGGAUGAUCUGCCAAGAACGGUGACCAUGACAUUGCAUCAAGGAUCUGCCGUGACAAGCAUGGAUUUUCAUCCUUCUCAUCAUACCUUGCUUCUUGUUGGUUCUAAUAAUGGUGAAAUUACCCUCUGGGAACUAAGUUUACGAGAAAAGUUGGUCUCAAAGCCAUUCAAGAUAUGGGAUAUGUCAGCAUGCUCAUUGCCAUUCCAGGCUGCUGCAGUUAGGGAUGCCCCUAUUUCUGUCAGUCGUGUCACAUGGAGCCCUGAUGGAAGUUUUGUUGGUAUUGCUUUUACCAAACAUUUGAUUCACUUAUAUGCCUACACUGGAUCAAAUCCAAAUGAACUAGCCCAGCGUAUUGAGGUUGAUGCUCAUGUUGGUGGCGUAAAUGACUUGGCAUUUGCUCAUCCAAAUAAACAGCUGUGUGUCGUGACUUGUGGGGAUGAUAAGUCAAUAAAGGUAUGGGAUUUAAAUGGACGAAAACUAUUCACAUUUGAGGGACAUGAGGCACCUGUAUAUUCUAUUUGUCCCCAUCACAAAGAGAACAUUCAGUUCAUAUUUUCAACUGCCAUUGAUGGGAAAAUAAAGGCAUGGUUAUAUGAUAACAUUGGUUCUAGGGUUGACUAUGAUGCCCCUGGUCACUGGUGUACCACAAUGCUUUACAGUGCUGAUGGAACUAGGUUGUUUUCUUGUGGAACAAGUAAAGAUGGGGAGUCUUUUCUUGUUGAAUGGAAUGAAAGUGAAGGAGCCAUUAAGAGAACAUACAAUGGCUUCAGAAAGAAAUCUGCUGGUGUUGUGCAGUUUGACACCACCCAAAAUCGCUUUUUGGCUGCAGGUGAAGAUGGCCAAGUGAAGUUUUGGGACAUGGACAACAUUAAUCUUCUAACAAGCACAGAUGCUGAUGGUGGAUUACAGGGCCUUCCACGGUUGAGAUUCAAUAAGGAAGGAAAUAUCCUUGCUGUUACUACUGUGGAUAAUGGAUUCAAGAUACUUGCUAAUGCUACUGGUCUUAGAUCUUUAAGAACAAUUGAAACUCCAGCAUUUGAAGCAUUGAGGUCACCUAUCGAAUCAGCUACAAUCAAGGUUUCUGGCUCUUCUACUGUUAAUGUUAGUCCUGUCAACUGUAAAGUUGAAAGAAGCUCCCCUGUCAGGCCUUCUCCAAUUCUUAAUGGAGUUGAUCCCAUGGGUCGAAGUGUAGAGAAACCAAGAACUGUGGAAGAUGUAAUAGAUAGAGCUAAACCAUGGCAACUGUCUGAAAUUAUAGAUCCUGUCCAAUGCCGGUCAGUCACCAUGCCUGACAGCACAGAUUCUUCCAGCAAGGUUGUUCGACUUUUAUAUACAAACUCUGGCGCUGGUAUUUUAGCCCUUGGUUCAAAUGGUAUCCAGAAACUUUGGAAAUGGGCUCGCAAUGAACAGAAUCCUACUGGGAAGGCUACUGCCAGUGUUGUUCCACAGCAUUGGCAACCCAACAGUGGUCUUCUUAUGACUAAUGAUAUCUCGGGUGUCAACCUUGAAGAAGCAGUCCCGUGCAUUGCACUCUCAAAAAAUGACUCGUAUGUUAUGUCUGCCUGUGGUGGAAAGGUUUCACUAUUUAACAUGAUGACAUUCAAGGUAAUGACAACAUUUAUGCCACCUCCUCCUGCCUCUACCUUCCUAGCUUUCCAUCCCCAGGAUAACAACAUUAUAGCCAUUGGGAUGGAGGAUUCAUCUAUUCACAUCUAUAAUGUCAGAGUGGAUGAGGUGAAAUCAAAAUUGAAAGGUCACCAAAAUCGUAUUACUGGUUUAGCUUUUUCAACCAAUCUUAACAUAUUGGUUUCAUCUGGUGCUGAUGCUCAACUUUGUGUGUGGAGUAUUGAUACAUGGGAGAAAAGGAAGUCGAUCCCAAUACAACUACCUGCAGGAAAGUCACCUGUUGGUGAUGCACGAGUACAGUUCCAUACUGAUCAACUUCGCUUAUUGGUAGUCCAUGAGACUCAGUUGGCAAUAUAUGAUGCCUCUAAAAUGGAACGCAUUCGGCAGUGGGUUCCUCAAGAUGUUCUGCCUGCCCCCAUAUCAUAUGCAGCUUAUUCUUGUAACAGUCAGUUAAUAUGUGCUACAUUUUGUGAUGCCAACAUUGGGGUUUUUGAUGCUGAUAGCUUGAGACUAAGAUGUCGUAUUGCACCAUCAAUAUGCUUGUCACCAGCAGCUUUAAGUGGAAGCCAAGCUGUGUAUCCUCUUGUGGUUGCGGCUCAUCCACUGGAACCUAACCAGUUUGCUGUUGGGUUAACUGAUGGAUCUGUCAAAGUGAUAGAACCCACUGAAUCGGAGGGAAAGUGGGGAUCUUCCCCACCUUUGGACAAUGGAAUGUUGAAUGGUAGGACAGCAUCAUCAUCUACUACAAGCAACCACACAGCCGAUCAGGCCCAACGAUAAGAUUAAUUGUAUUAUACUAGAGUAGUUCUUUACAUCUGUAAUUUGAUCAGCUUAGUUGUUUAGAUUUUGAUUCACCAAUUUGUCUCGUCAAUAUCAGGUCAGCUUGGACAUAAAAUGGUAAAUGUCUAUACACUCGUGUAUACCUUAAUUUAUUCUAGUUAAACUCAAUUUUAUUGUUUAUAUUUAGGUAUAAUAUUCGUGUUUCUAGCUAAAAUGUAUAUCUGUUAAUUUUCUUCACAUUAUGGUACUCCAUAUAACAUCAAUUGUCAAUUUGUCUUUACUGCAUUGAAAUUAGAAAAUAUAGGAAGGAAUUCCAUCCUCGAAUUGAAUAUUCAAUAUUUCUAUAUAUUUUAUCUCUAGUUUUCAAACGACGUCUUUUAUUUGGGGUUGUGUCUCAAUUCUCCUUUAUAUGAAAAUUGAAAGUUUACUUCAACAUUUUAAAUACCCACAUUCGUUAUUUUUGGGAUGAGAAGACCUCCAUUGCAUCUUGCCUGGAAGACAGAUGAGAUGAAGACUUCCAUUCUGGUAGCAUUGCCUGGAAGAAACCGCGAACUAGCGUGUAUUGUUGAGCUUUAACCGAGCUCCAUGUAGAAGUUUGCUAAAACCCAAUCCAUUUAUCACUUUGCAUUCUGGAGGGCUGAUUCUCUAUUAACAGGUGUUUUAGCAACAGUGGCUUCCUACAAAUUUGCAACUUCCUAUUUCAAUAUAAAACCACCAGAGUUUUCAAGGUCGGAAUUGCCAAUCAUGAACGUGUUGCAUUUGGGAAAAAGAAAAUUGCUGUCGAUGUCAGCAAACUUUUCUUGCAGUCCGAACAAGGAGAAUAUAAUUGUAUGCACCAAUUAUAGACUUGCUAUGUUUGGUUGGAACUUGGAUGAGUGAAUUGAGGAGAAUGAAACCAAUAUUGUGCAAGUGUGUGUAUUAUGUUAUGCACAGACAUAUAAAUCUUACAUUAAU